AAUGCAAAUUCCAUACAUGAAAGUGGCGAUCUAUUCGCUUACCUUCCUAACGUACGCGUAUACCGGCUACGGUUCGAAUAUGAUAGCGAAUCUGCGCGAUGCCAUUAUAGCGGCCGAAGCCGUCUUUGGCGAUGUGAUGAAAAACGUGUUACAUGUGGCGAAGAAAUUUAAAGUCGUCCACGAAGUGUUUGAUGCGGCGGUAGAGGAGAACUGUGUGUAUAAAUGUCCUGGCGAUGUAACACCCACGCGCAAUAAGUUCUACAUACCGCAAUCGGAUGGAUGCGGAUCUCUGGGGAUGAAAAUCAGUACCGAGUACCUGCCAGCGGUAGAGAUGGAACAGUGUUGCAAUGCACAUGAUAUCUGUUACGAUACGUGCAACAGCGACAAGGAGCUGUGCGAUUUAGACUUCAAACGCUGCCUAUACCGGUACUGUGAUGACUACGAGAAGAAUGUUGUAGGCGAUAUUGUGGUCAAAGGUUGUAAGGCUGCCGCAAAGAUGCUCUUCACCGGUACGCUUACCUUGGGCUGCAAAUCAUACCUGGAUUCACAGCAACGAUGCUGCUAUUGUCCACCGGAAAGGGCAGAAGGACCUAAACCAAGUGAAGCAAAAUAUAACGAACCGAAGGGAACAAAGGACUACGGAAAGGAACGGGACAAAGGGAAGGAAAAGAACAAAUACGGCUGGAAGGAGCUGUAG
Messenger RNA from Anopheles marshallii, 697 nucleotides. RefSeq names its product group XIIA secretory phospholipase A2 (gene GXIVsPLA2). The transcript is spliced from 3 exons. Gene Ontology annotation, molecular function: calcium ion binding; A2-type glycerophospholipase activity. Gene Ontology annotation, biological process: lipid catabolic process; arachidonate secretion; phospholipid metabolic process. Lineage: Eukaryota; Metazoa; Arthropoda; Insecta; Diptera; Culicidae. The coding region runs from base 2 to 697 and encodes 231 amino acids. Gene Ontology annotation, cellular component: extracellular region. The record is from RefSeq and is a predicted model, not a curated record.